Molecule: messenger RNA, 3881 nt
Organism: Nilaparvata lugens (brown planthopper)
Lineage: Eukaryota; Metazoa; Arthropoda; Insecta; Hemiptera; Delphacidae
Product: ubiquitin carboxyl-terminal hydrolase 47-like
Exons: 4
Coding region: 125-781 (218 amino acids)
Source: RefSeq, a predicted model, not a curated record
GAUUUUCAAUUUCUAUUUUCAGCCGUUCAAGUUCCUAUGUGAUUGGGUUAUAGUCAAAGGUCAGACUGUUGGAAAAACGAAACAAGACAUUCUCAACGAAUUAAGUAGAAAUAAAAAGUUCAACAUGAAGAUACCCUAUAACAAAUGUAGAUUACGGAAGAAGAAUUGGCGCAAUCCAACCAAGGCCUGCCUGGACGAGCAGGUGUGGGAGGAAGACGUAAUGCUCACCUCGAACCCCGAACUGCUCAUUCAGGAGCUGCCCGAAACCGAAAUAGUUACAUCACCUUCACAACUACUUGUUUUCCUGCGACGGUGGUAUCCCUCCAAACUGCAGCUUGCAUCGCUUCAGGAGAUCGCUGUCGAGCGAGAAGACAGUCUACAGGGCCUCAAAUCAAAGAUCUCAGAAGUGAGCGGUAUUGCAGUUGAGUUUGUGGAGGUGUGCAAGUCGACGGUGGGCUUCCCGAGCGAUGUGUCGGUGCUGACGGUGCAGGACAUGGAGUGGAACCGGCAGGCCGACACCUGCGAAGGCUGGCCACUCAGCAUCGACGACGGGUCUGUGCUCUUCUAUAGGGAUAAUCGGGAACAACUGAAAACGCUGACCAACGAAGAGAGGAAGGAGCUGACGAACAAGGAGAACGCACGGCUCGGCUCCACGUGUCAUUUCUCCUCGCCGCGCAAAGAGCGCCCGCUCAAAAUAUACUUUGACGGCUCGCGCUCUGCCAACUCCAACCCAACUACCUCCUCCUCCUCCUCCACCUCAAAUGCCGACUGUUCUGUCUGAUCGAGCCCAAGCCUAACUACAAUCGCCUCUUUUCAUACUUGCAUUUUUUAAACUUCUCUCGAGUUAAUAAUCGAUUGUUAAAAUGGUUCUAGGAGUUAUGUCUCUGCUAUGGCUUUGAAGCACAGAGACUAAUAUAGGUACAACCGUGUCUUUUCUUACUUGAAUUAAUCUUAUCUCGAGUUAAGUAAUCGAAUCUAGGAGAUGGUCUCUGCUAUGGCUUGUGAAGCACUGUUUUGACAAAUAUCUAGGUACGACUUGUAUACGCGUAUAUUGCAUGUGAUUUUGCGCUCAUUUUUCAAUCAUCCUCCAUUCUCACACUUAUACGCGAAAAAUAACAACUACUUAGUGGAAUCAAUACAUAAUAUAUUGUUAAAAAAUGUAUUUGAAACUACAAAAAUAUUACAUAUGUGCAUUUCAUGUCUAAGAAUGUACUUUUUUAAGCCAAUCGUUUUAACUCGACUGGCUAAUUUAUGUUACUAAUUGUGUUUUUGUUAUAAUUUAUUUCAUUAUACAAUAAUACCCUUUAAACAUAACUAUUGUUGUGUUAUCAUUAUUUAUGCUAUUAUUUAUAAAGCUACUUAUUUAUGUGAUGCAUGCAUCACAUAUGGAUUUCUUUUUAGAUUUAUUCGUUUAUUGAAGACAAGUACAGAACUUGAAUCUCAAUUAGAUUUAUCAAUUGAAAUAUCAUUUUAAGUUAACACAAAAUAUUCUUCAAUGGACUUUAAUUGGAACUGGUUGUUUAAAUUAGCAUUUAAAUGUAUAUUCCAGAUCUCAAUUAUUCAAUUUUAACCAGAUGUAUUUAAUCCUGCCCUUUCAUGUGAUCUUCUAAGAAAUUUAGGUUAAAUUUUUCAUGAAAAUGCAAUCAAUAGAGGACUAGAGGACUUCCUUACCUCAUCUGUGAAUUGUAAAAUUGUCAAAUGUGCUAGAAUCACAUGCUUUGCUAAUGUGUUGUUUACUUAUGGCUUUGUCAUGAAUAUAUAUGUGAAUACGGAUGAUGUAUAAAUGGAUAAUGACACAUAAUUCUACCAAAGAUUCAAUUGUUUAGAUAAUAAAUUGAAAUUGGUUGAAGAGUUUUUCUGCCAACACUAUGUGAUCAGAUAUUUAUCUUGCGAGAUGGCAAUUGAAAAAUCUAAUAUAUAUAUGUAAUUUAUUGUAUGAUAUAAUAUUAUUAUUAUUGUAAUACUGUAUAAACUUAUCAAUAUCAUCUGCUCUGAAAAUUGUAAUAAUGUGUCAUUAUUUUUUUCGGAACUAAAAUAAUGAGAAUAAAAACAAUUUUGGAUGCUUCCAAUCCGCAAAACUCUCUAAGAUUGAGUGGUUAUAAAUUAUGGCGGAAAGACAUUAGGACAAUUUGCUAUCGGAAUUCUUGUGGCUUCAAGUAAGAAUUUUGAACAAAAGUUGUGUAUGCAUUUCUACAAAGCAAUUUCGACUCAUUAGUAUGCCAAUGUUAGAUCAUUUUAUUUCUAAGAAAAACCAAGUUGGUGAAUUAUACAUUUAAUUGAAAUUUCAAUGAUAGCUUUGCUUGGUGAUUAAAAAUUGAUAAAGUGAUAAAGGAAUAAUUCUUCCGGGAUUAUUAGAAUAAAUUAUUAUACAAAAUCCUUGUUACCUUGUUAAUAUUUUGUUUUUAUGUAGAAUACUGAUACUUAUUGACUGUCAUCAAAUCAUUUCAGUGCUGACGUUAUCUCAGCGUUACAUUGCGCUUACUUUUCUAAUUGGAUAAAUUUAGAACUAGUGUUUUGGUUAAUGUGCAGUAUUAUUCCAUACCGUAUAAUGGAUCGAUUUUUGUGCCUAAGACUAGUCAAUAUUACGGAAUAGGUACUAUCAACAUCAACUCAUUGUUCCACGAUCUUCAUUCGAAUGUAACUCAAUGUGAAAAUUUAUACUAGCCGAUGCCAUCGAUUAUAAAACUAUUGCUACUAUUAUUUCACAAUUUUCAGGCUCUCUGAUUUUUUUAUUAAUGCGUGUUUUAAGUAAAUGAAUUUCAACUUGAACUUGAACUAUAAACUGGAUUUUUAAAUUGAUUAAUUUAAAUUGUAAUUAAAAUCCAUAUUUGUAAUUUAAACUUCAUAUUUUUGGAACCAUUUCUGGUAGUGAAAAUUGGGAUUAAUUAUUGCUAACAUUGCAUUUAUCAUGAGAGGUUAAGAAUCAUAUUAUCAACUUUACAAAAUACAUAAAAAAGAUAAACUAGCCUCUGUUAUAUAAACUUUUAAUUGAUUUAUUCUUACUUUUUAUGUUGAACCCCAUGAUUAAUAUUAGAAUGCUGUAGGGACAAUCUGUUUUUUAGCAGCAGUCUGCUAAAAAAACUCAGUUUCACUCAAUGUCAGAAAUUUCAUUUUGCAUAUUUUAUUAUAUUCCUUAUACAUUUUUUUCUUUCACUCAAAUUUGCUCUUGUUUAGAACUACCUUUAAAUAAUGUUUUACAAUUAUCAUUUGGCAAUUAUCCUCAGGUGCUUGUAAUGUAAGUUAAGUGCUGGUCUUUGUAAAUUAAGCUUAAUGUAUAAUAUUUUAUCAAUCUGGUCUUGAUAAAUUCAAAUAGGUGGCAUGGUAACUACCAAAAACUGUAAUAAGUCUAUAAUACAGUAAGAUAUAGUAUAAAUUUUUCAAGUCAAGUUAUUGUCUAUUGAUUUAGAAUCUAAUACAACCAAAAUUUGUGCAACUGGUUUUUACCAAGUGUUUCUGAGCCACAUUUUUCUAUCAUGAAAAACAGAAAUGGUCCCAGCAGCAUUCCAAAUAAUUAGUAUAAAUAUUGUGUUAAAAACAAAUUUUCUUCUAAACUUUCAGAUAUAUCAGGGUAUUUUUGGAUCAAAAAAUCUCAACCUUUAUAUUUUAAAUAAACUAUGAUUCGAAAGGUUUUAUGAAAUGGCUUGAAAUGAUUCUUUUGAAAAAAACACAAUUUAUUACCUGUUUGUUACUUUAUUGUUUGGUUUAGAGAAUACGGAAAUUGUGCAGUUAUAGGUUAGUGAUAAACCUUCAAAUUUAUUUAUUGCUAUUAUUUAUUUCAUCUGUGUACGGUAAUUAAAAUCCUUCGUCUGAAGAUUUGUAAGAAUUGAAAUAUUUUCUCAUUGAAAAAUGUUUGUCAUUAAAAUUGAAAAUCGUGAAAAAAA